AUGACUUUGAAGCCUUACUUGCAAUUGCGAGAUAGAAUUUCGCAGGUUUGGAUUAAUCAGUAUACCAUACUACUGCUGCUCACCAUGGUGAAAAUCGUUCUAUUUUCGGUGUCCUUGAAGAAUGCAAUAGCGGCAUCCAAGAACUACCUUUUGAGCAAUUGUGAUACAUUGGAGCUCUACUAUUCCAAAAUUGUUAAUUCAGGGCCUACUUACAUGUGUCAGUUUGGUAAUUACCUGGUAACAAAGUCCGUUGAGGAAUCCGUCAAAGCAAGCUUGAAAUCACUGUCAUUAUUAGUCGGCGCUGGUGAACAGACCGCAAUCUUCAUGUUUGAUUUCUAUUUCGGAACUUACAUUUGUCUGGCAUCAAGUGCCGUUGAUGGGGCGGUUGAUGUCGCUACAAACACUACAGAAAAGUUGCUGGAUUUUGUCAACGAGACUGUUAUUGCAGCGGGAGACGACAUCGAUUCUGGGCUAAAUGAUCUGUCCCAAGUCAUCAAUAAAGUCUUGAAAGCAGUGAAAAGUGUGGAGGAUUUCUUCAAGGACGGUGAGGACUCCUCUGACAUUGACUCGACAGUUAAGUCCGUGAAUUUGAGCAUCGCGAAAUUGAGAGACCUGCACAUCCCCCAUACAAUCGACAGCAGGCUUUUGGAGCUCUCAAAAAAGACCCCGGAUUUCGAGAAAAUUAUGAAUAGGACGCAUGCGGAGAUCUCGGACCCUUUCCAGCUCGUCCGCUCCAAAAUUUCAGCGUUCAACGUUUCUCGUUUGGUUGCCGACAAUGAGCUCAUGUACCUACCUCCUCCGAUCAACGCCAGCAACACAACAGCGGCCGGUAUCUGUACGGCGAACAAGCCAGAUAUACUUGAGUUCUACUCUGGGGUACUCAAAACGAUCAAUGUCCUGCUCAUCAUUUUAGUGACGCUGCUCGUCAUUGGAGCUCUUCUAGCCACGAUCCCAUCCAUUUGGUCUGAAUACCGGCAAUGGGCCCGACUGCAGGCACUGCAAUCCUUGGUAGACGAAAAACCACUGUUCGACCACAGUAUGUGGCGGCAACAGGGCUUCAUUGAGAACUACCAGCGCGUUUACGCUCGAUGGCAGACAGCUUUCGGAGACUGGGUCUCGCAACGUUUGACCUCCAGUAUACGAACUCGACGCAAAAUACAAUGGAGUAUCGCGUAUGCAUUCUCACCCAGAGCGCUCACACUCCUCGCUGUCGCUAUUGCCGGGAUUCUCAUGUGUGUGUGCCAAUUUUUGCUUCUUGCCGCUGCCAAACGAGCUGUGACAAGCCACAACGCCAGUCAGCUAGCCUCGGCCGCAGACGCUACACUACACGACGACUUGGCUCGCUGGACCGACGCUACCAACAACUACAUCAAUGCCUCGAGGGAUCAUCUUAACCAGGAGGUAUUCGGCUGGACCCAAGGGGCCACUUCCUCUUUGAACAAUACUGUGAAUGCGGCUAUCGAUGACAUCGACAAAGUCCUUGCGGACUUUUUCAACGGUACGCUGCUCUACAAGCCGAUGGCUGCCGUUGUGCGCUGCACCAUAGAGAACAAACUCUACAAGAUCCAAAAGGCACUUACUUGGAUACACAAUAAUCUGCAGUUCCCACUUCCUCUAAUAGACUCCGAUGCUCUGCAGAAAUGGAUUCAAGACCUGCAGACCAGCGCCAAUGCCACGACUCAAGGCAGUGACAGUCCAACGUCGUCGUUCACCACCAAUGCUUCUCGAAAACUGGUGACUUCAGCGCGAGAGGUACUUGAUAACCUCCUACGUCAAUUCUACUCCGCCACUAUCAUCGAGCUCACCAUUUCCCUUACAUUACUCGGCUUAUGGAUUUUACAGUGGCUCAUCGCGGUGUGUUUGACAAUCACUACGUAUCAUCAAGUCUAA
Molecule: messenger RNA, 1890 nt
Organism: Lachancea dasiensis
Lineage: Eukaryota; Fungi; Ascomycota; Saccharomycetes; Saccharomycetales; Saccharomycetaceae
Source: the annotation of a GenBank genome assembly